AUGCUGAGGAUGCUGAGCGCCGAGCGGCUCUCGCUGCCGGGGCCCGAGUACCUGGCUCAAAGACAUGUCCUCACGUACAUGGAGGAUGCAGUGAGCCAGCUGCUGGAGAACAGAGAAGAUAUUAGUCAGUAUGGCAUUGCCAGGUUCUUCACUGAAUAUUUUAACAGUGUUCGUCAAGGAACGCACAUUUUGUUCCGCGAAUUCAGCUUUGUCCAAGCUACCCCCCACAACAGGGCAUCUUUUCUUCGGACCUUUUGGAGAUGUUUCCGUACAGUGGGGAAAAACGGAGAUUUGCUGGCAGCCCAGGAAUACCACUGCUUGCUGCAGCUGCUCUGCCCCGACUUCCCCAUGGAUCUCACUCAGAAGGCAGCAAGGAUUGUGCUGAUGGAUGAUGCUAUGGAUUGCCUGAUGUCUUUUUCUGACUUCCUGUUUGCCUUCCAGAUCCAAUUCUACUACUCAGAGUUCCUGGAAAGUGUAGCUGCCAUUUAUCAAGACCUGUUGGCUGGUAAGAGUCCAAACACUGUGAUUGUGCCAACGUCAUCCUCUGGGCAACAUCGGCAGCGCCAGCCCCCGAAUGACUGCAACCCACUCGAUGGGGUUGAGGCAUCUCUCUUCUAUCAGUGCCUAGAGUCCUUGUUUGACAGAUCGAAAUACAGCUGUCCACCUUCUGCUCUUGUGAAGGAAAUCCUGAGUAGUGUACAGAGGUUGACCUUCUAUGAGUUCCUUAUGGCACUUGCAAAACAUCAGGGCAUCAACAGAGCCCUAGGGGUUCUGCCAGAUAAAGGAGACUUGUUUCUGGACCCUGCCAUGGAUCAGGAAAUUGAAAAAUUGGUAGCUCAGGUUGCAGGGCUUUCCCUCCCUGCUCCCAGCAGCUCCAGUGGGGAUGCAGCUAACUUGCCUGUCCGCAGCGUGCCCAGGAUUAGCUCUCCCUGGAAGCCUCUCCACCAGCGCCGAAAAAUGGAUGCUGAGAGCGAAGGCUCCAACGAAGAGACAGACUCCUCUGAAAACUGAAGGCCGUGAGGGUUGGCACCGGUGUCYCCAGCGCUCCCCGGAGGAGCAGCACCUCCUCCUCGACACCUGCCGUGCUGCUGGGCUCCAUCCACACAUCGCGUGCCUGUGCCAAGCGCUGCUGCUUGCCCUGUCAGCGCCCAGGCAGAACGCUGCCAGCCUCCCAGCUCCARAGCUGCGGGGAGCUGCUGGGUGUGAGCCCUGCGGAGCUGCAGAGCCAGCCUACCCUCUGCUGGCGAGCAAGACAAGGCAGCAGAGCGCGGCUCUGCGGCAGCCGGGGGCAAGCCGUGGGCGAUGCUCCGCAGGGCGCUCGCUCCCAGCCUUGGGCAGGUGCCAGAGCAGCAGGAGCGCGUCCUGUGCUGGCUGCUCACCAGCCUCACGUUGUCGCUGCGCUCAGGCUGAGCUUAAAGUGCCACUGGCUGCGCUGCGCUCGUGCUCUCUUAUUCCCAGUAAAGCUGCACCUGCAUUUGAUCAAAGCUGUAUAAAUUCCUGGAGUUCCUAGAACAGAAGAGCUUACGGGGUGCCCUGCCACCUGUCCCUACUUCUUCCUGCCUGCGCCCAAGCACUGCCAGGGCAAAUAAGGUAGAUUCCCGUUGAGUAAGUACAUGAUGGGGUCUGGUGCCGCCACUGUAUCCUGUGCCCUUCUGUGGGGCCUGCCAUUGUCCCCACUGCCUCACACAGCAUAAUGAGGGGAAACAAAAGGCAAAAAGCCUGGCUUGGUGCAAGGCAGCUUUGGGGCUGUGGUGGGGGGUCGGAGCAGGGAGGCAGCUGUUAGAACUGCUGGGCCCCUGGUGGUGGAGCCAGUGCAGAUUAAUGGGCAUGAGGGGAGGAGGACACAGCUCGCAAAUCCCUGUGUUGUUGUUUUGUUUUUUAACAUAAACGCUGGCAUUCCUCUAUCAUCACAGCGUAGCCCUUCCACCCAACCAGGUGAAGUGCGCGCGGCCGGGACGGCUCAGCGGCACGGCCUGCACAGCCCCCGGCAUGCUGCUGGCUCCCAGCAGGGAUGGGCUCCUCUUGCCCCAGGGGGAAGAACUCGCUUCCCUUGGCCCUUCCAGGAGCCCCGGCCUCACAGCCACAACACGGACCCCAGGGCACCUUCACGCACAGCUCAGAGCUCUCCUAAGCCAGAGUGGAUUUAGCCCCGUGAAGCUAUUUUUGGCUAAUCCCCUAAGCACAGGUGACUCUGCACUGCUUCCCCAUCACGGCACCAGGGGUAAGAGCUACUUAUUGUACCUUAUUAAUUUAUCAGCGUGUCCUUCCGCUGCUCGCUGCUGUCCUGCUCCAUGGGGCAGUGCGAGCCCCAGCU
This is a messenger RNA of Nothoprocta perdicaria, 2314 nucleotides long. It is a transcript of the gene CSTPP1, whose product is annotated as chromosome unknown C11orf49 homolog. The record is from RefSeq and is a predicted model, not a curated record. The transcript is spliced from 9 exons. Bases 1 to 1011 code for a protein of 336 amino acids. NCBI's taxonomy places the organism in Eukaryota, Metazoa, Chordata, Aves, Tinamiformes, Tinamidae.